Messenger RNA from Lottia gigantea (owl limpet), 630 nucleotides. RefSeq lists its product as hypothetical. Gene Ontology annotation, molecular function: calcium ion binding. Gene Ontology annotation, biological process: cell-matrix adhesion. The transcript has 6 exons. The record is from RefSeq and is a predicted model, not a curated record. NCBI's taxonomy places the organism in Eukaryota, Metazoa, Mollusca, Gastropoda, Lottiidae. The coding region runs from base 1 to 630 and encodes 209 amino acids. Gene Ontology annotation, cellular component: lysosome; extracellular region.
AUGAUAGCGAAAGUCAUCUUAUUGUGUCUAGUUGCCAGUAGUUUGGCAGAGAAAUGUUGUGUUCCCGAUACCUGGGAAGGAAUUCAACAACAAAGUGUAGGUUCCAUUAAAAAUGGAAUCCCAACUAUGUCAGAGGAAACGAUCACAAUUCACUAUGAUCUGACCAAGAAUGUAGCCGCUUUUGAUGAAUCUGUUACUGCUAAUGGUUAUACUGUAAAAGUCAAGGUUAUCAUGGACUUUAAGGCGGGUACAGAAUAUAUUAUCAGUGGUAAUCAUUGUUCUAAGAAAGUUAUCUCACACACAUCACGGACACGAUGUGUCCCAGAUAAUGCUAAAUUUGAGGGAAGCCAUUUUGGAGGUUCAGGAAAUAACAAAGUGAUGUUCAACUCUUAUUCUUACCAGGCUGCUAAUGUAACUGCUCAUUUCUCCAUGACCAAUCCUGGUUGUGUUCCCGUCAGUCAAAUUAUAUAUGGAAGCACAAACGGAGUCCAGUAUUUUGUCAGUCAGAAUUUCUAUGAUAUUACCCCAGGAGUAAAAGAUCCAACUGUAUUUAAUGUACCAAGUAUUUGUGAUAAUGCUAUGUUUGUCAAGGGACCUUCCUCUACACACGUUGGAAUUCUUGGACAAUAA